UACACACAUUUUUUUACAUGAAAAGAUCUUAAUCGACUUUAUAAACCUUUUCCAUUUCCGAGAUUUUCUCGCAGCAGGAUUGUUUUUAUUUUCGUUUGAGUGUAAAAGCUAACCAGUGUACAUGAGCCCACGCUUUACGACGGGAGUUUGCGUUCCCAUGGCGACGACGUAACGCACCAGUAGUCAUAAUUAUAGUUAAUAUUUGAAAUGAAAAUUCACUUCUUGCAAGUCUUCUAGGCCAUAAACACAAAACGAAUCACCCUCGUAUCUGCGCAUCUCCUUGAGGUGCUGUAGAUGGCACUGUAGAUACACGUGGGUUGUUUUGUUAGUUGUUCAUCGUAUUCACAUUGCGUUCGCAGAGAGGUUAUGUGCAGUUUUUUUUUCUUACGUGUAUUCAUUCCAAGACUUGGGUUUUAUAUUCCCCAUUCAUAUACUCAUAAUCUAAAUAACCCAAAUGAAGCGUACAGUUUGCAAUGCUGUAUGAAAAUAUUGCAACAGACUGAAAUGUUUCUAAGAUAACUCAUACACUGUGCAUGAGAGUGACAGCGCAUUCAUUACAGUUCUUAGUGUGAUGCAGUAUAUUGUAACCCCACAACCACAAUGACAGACAUAUUGUUUACCUGAGUGUUUAUGUUCGGCUACUGUGUUGUAGCUUCCUGUGGAAGGUGCUCUUCCAUGUGCUGUUUGUAUGUCUGCUUCUGAUUGCCGUGUUGGUCCUGCUGAUGCUGGCAGUGCGUCUGUGGCUGAAAGGGAAAAGGAACAGUCGAUACGCAAGGACCAGACGUCAGGCAGUGGCCUUCUUCCACCCCUACUGCAACGCUGGCGGUGGGGGAGAGAGGGUGCUCUGGUGUGCGAUCAGGGCUCUGCAGCGAAGGUACCCAGAUAUCGACAUUGUGGUCUACACAGGCGACCUGGGCGUUUCGGCCCACGAGAUUGUGGAUGGAGCACGGCGCCGAUUCAACAUCGUGCUUCCUCGGCCGAUUCACUUUGUGUUCCUGAGGCUGAGACUUCUUGUAGAGCCCAGUCUGUUCCCUCACUUCACCCUGUUCGGUCAAAGCAUCGGCUCCAUCUUCUUGGGAUGGGAGGCGCUCACAGAAUUUGUCCCUGACAUUUACAUCGACUCAAUGGGAUACGCGUUCACUCUGCCACUUUUCCGCUUCCUGGGAGGAUGCAGCGUAUGCGCUUACGUCCACUACCCCACCAUCAGCACUGACAUGCUGUCGGUGGUGAGAGAAAGGAACCCCAGGUACAACAACCCAGGUUACAUUUCUGACAGUCUGUUCCUGAGCGCCGUCAAAGUCGUCUACUACUGCCUGUUUAGUCUACUCUAUGGCAUGGCCGGCUCCUGCAGUGACCUCGUUAUGGUGAACUCCUCCUGGACACUUGAGCACAUUCUGUCACUCUGGCAGGCGUCUAACCGCACCAGCGUGGUCUACCCACCCUGCGACGUCAGCGCAUUCCUGGACAUUCCUCUAGAGGAGGAUGAGGAGCAAAAAUGCCACUCGAUCAUCUCUAUCGGGCAGUUCCGGCCUGAGAAGGAUCACCAGUUGCAGAUCAAAGCUUUCAAGAAGGUGUUGGAUCGGCGAAGGGAAGCCGCAGUGGGGAGGGAGACCUUGAAGCUGAUCCUGAUUGGAGGAUGCAGGAAUCAUGAGGACGAGGAUAGGGUACUGAUGCUGCGGGGGCUGUGCCAGGAACUGGGUGUGGCCGACAGGGUGGAGUUUAAAUUGAACAUCCCCUUUGCGGAGUUAAAAAGAGAGUUGGGCGGGGCCACUAUUGGACUGCACACCAUGUGGAAUGAGCACUUUGGGAUUGGUGUUGUGGAGUGCAUGGCGGCAGGCAAAGUGAUCCUUGCCCACAAGUCCGGUGGUCCCAAGCUUGACAUCGUGGUGCCUUUCGAGGGAGGCCAGACGGGUUUCCUUGCCGGUGACGAGGACAGCUAUGCUGAGGCCAUCGAGGAGAUCCUAAGUCUGGCGCCCUCUACUCGCCUGCAGAUACGACGCAAUGCUCGCCAGUCAGUGGCUCGCUUCUCAGAUCAAGAGUUUGAAGUGUCUCUGCUGGCCGUUUUGGAAGUGCUGAUGGGGACGCUUGAACGAUGAAAAGGACUGCAUGUUUUGGACUGUAUAGAUGCAAUUUGCGACUGGAGCCUUUGAAACGUUGCACUUGGGGACAUUUACGGGACAUUCCGAAAGCCUUGUGUUCCAACAUUUGUUAUUUGUAUUAUUCCUAUUUACCACAGUUUCAUCCCUACGGUGACGACUUAACUCAAUGCAAGAGUAAACUUAUAAUUAAAGUAAAUAUUUAAAAAGAAGACCUAUUAGACAUAAAUCUCACUUCCGAAACCUCAAAACCACAUAUGUUGGGAGCACUUCAAACCGAGGAAACUUGUAUUGGAAACUUCAGACCCUGUUUGCACCAUAACAAAUGCGGAAUGAAUCAAAGGAGGACCAAAUAAUUUUUCAGUGCGCUGUAUACUGUUGGACUGAAUACUUUCAGGUCAACUGACAAUGGUUUGUAUGGAUGGAAAUGACUUUUCACUGGAAUUGUACAUAAACAUUCAACCCUGAAGGAAAUUCAGACUGAUGGUGUUGAAUGAAGCUUCCUCCCGUGACCUCGGAAGUAAAAAACAAAAGCAACCAUACAUCAGGAACUGUUGGAAAAUACUUUGUGCAAAGUGAAGUUCUACCACAUUUGCAAAUGUUCUCCUGUCAUGGUUAGCGUAAGUUGAAUUGGCACAAUCAAUAAUGCUGGACAAAAGUUGAGAAGAGUUUCAAGAGUUCAGGGGGCACAGGAGGCGUUGCGAAUGGGAUGAAUGGGUCCAAGCAGUCUUUUUGUCAAACAUCAAUAAAAGAAUACAAUGAUUUGCAAAUCAUGA
Hippocampus comes (tiger tail seahorse) is the source of this 2872-nucleotide messenger RNA. It is a transcript of the gene alg11, whose product is annotated as ALG11 alpha-1,2-mannosyltransferase. The transcript has 5 exons. The record is from RefSeq and is a predicted model, not a curated record. The coding region runs from base 723 to 2096 and encodes 457 amino acids. Gene Ontology annotation, molecular function: GDP-Man:Man(3)GlcNAc(2)-PP-Dol alpha-1,2-mannosyltransferase activity. Gene Ontology annotation, biological process: protein N-linked glycosylation; dolichol-linked oligosaccharide biosynthetic process. Gene Ontology annotation, cellular component: endoplasmic reticulum membrane. Lineage: Eukaryota; Metazoa; Chordata; Actinopteri; Syngnathiformes; Syngnathidae.